CAUGGUCAUAAGCGAUAUUGCAGCAGUUAGAUAUCUGAACUCAAAACUCAAGUAGUAUUUUAUUUAAAAAAAUAAACAACAUGAGUCUAUCCGCUGCUCAGCAAGGAGGUGCCCCGACAUGGAGAGAGGCGAGAAUGGAGAUGGCCAAAAGGCUCAAGGACAACGAGAAGCUCCACUUGUUCGACGGAAUCCUCUACCCCGUGGUGCUCUGCCCGGCCGAGAACGUGGAGGCCCUUAGGACCCUGAAGGCCAGACCAGACGACGUGGUUCUGCUCUCCUACCCAAAGUGCGGAUUCAACUGGACGGUGUCCGUCUUACGGAAAAUGCUGGUUGCAGCAAAAGGGAAGAGUUUCUCAUCAGAGAUGCCCCCACAGCUUGACUUCUGCUCGCCAGAGAUGCAGAAGACAAUAGAACAGGAGCCGUCACCGAGGUUACUGGGUACUCAUAGCCACAUGGGGAGACUGCCUCUGCUGUGCCAGUCCAUCAGAGACAACAAGACAAAGAUGCUGAUGAUGUUCAGGAACCCCAAAGACACGGCUGUGUCCUACUUCCACUUCAUGAACAGUAAUCCAGCUCUGCCCAGCACCGAGUGGGACACCUUCUUCUCAGACUACAUGACAGGGAACGUAACAUUUGGAUCCUACCUGGAUCAUAUUGAAGCCUGCUCCAAACUGGUGGAGGAACCCAACGUGAUGACAGUUAUUUAUGAAGAACUAAAGGAGCAGGACUUGAUUGGAAAUAUCCGGAAGAUUGCCCGCUUCCUGAACUUCCCCCUGACGGAGAUGCAGGUCCAGGCCAUCUCGGCCGAGAGCACCUUCAGUGCCAUGAAGCAGAACGCUGUCAACACCCACGGCAAUUUUGGCAAUGUCUUAUUCCGGAAAGGUGAGGUGGGCGACUGGAAGAACCACUUCAGUGAGGCCCAGAGCCAACAGAUGGAUGAGGAGUUCAACAAGAGACUAGCAGGAACCAAACUGGGGGCCCUGCUCAAAUACGACACUUACUGCAAGUAGGGAGGGAAGGCAGCAGGGCUCGCAUCACAGUGGCCCCAACCAACCAAGACCAAAUUAACAUGUGAUGAUAUAAAUGAGAAAGGUAGUAAACAUUCGAAUGUGGACAUCUCUUUUGUUAACUUUACUUAACUCCCUGUGCUCAAGAAAGAACAUUUUAAAUGACCUGCACAUUGGAUGUAUUUUAUGAAUGUAGACAUUUCUGCUGUAUGCAAUAUUAACAAACAUAACAAAUUUACAAUCUUUCAUAGAGAUAAUGUCUUAUGAAUGUAUGAAUGAAUAAAACUUUAU
Molecule: messenger RNA, 1298 nt
Organism: Sardina pilchardus (European sardine)
Lineage: Eukaryota; Metazoa; Chordata; Actinopteri; Clupeiformes; Clupeidae
Product: sulfotransferase 6B1-like
Exons: 7
Coding region: 81-1010 (309 amino acids)
Biological process (GO): sulfation
Cellular component (GO): cytoplasm
Molecular function (GO): sulfotransferase activity
Source: RefSeq, a predicted model, not a curated record